Copidosoma floridanum is the source of this 4947-nucleotide messenger RNA. RefSeq lists its product as uncharacterized. Lineage: Eukaryota; Metazoa; Arthropoda; Insecta; Hymenoptera; Encyrtidae. The record is from RefSeq and is a predicted model, not a curated record.
AUGGCACCCGUAGCUCUGAGAAAGCUGACGUCUAUGCAGGCGGCCCGCGAGGCUGAAAUAAAAAGCAUCCACGAGCGAUUGAUCGCGAAGCCACGUGAGUCACUUACGAGAGACAUUGUGAAGGCCCGACUCGAUGCCAUCAAGGAGGUAUGGACUGAGGCGCGAAAAACCAACGCGGAUAUAGUCAUUCGAGACGAUGUUGAGGCGGACGCGUACAUCACGGAUAAAUGGUUCGAGCGUAUGCAGGGCGUGUAUGAGGGUGCUUUGGACGAGAUGCUUAUGAUGCUUGCCCCUUUCGAAAAGGACGCUGAUAGCAGCAUUUCAGAUGCGGGCUCUGAGUCGCGUGUCGCGAGGCUGCCUCGACUACCGCUGCCUACCUUUUCGGGCGCAUACGAAGAAUGGGCGAGCUUCUGCGAUUUAUUCACUUCGCUGGUGCAUAAUGACUCCCGCUUAUCAGACGCCACGAAGCUUCAAUACUUGAAGUUGUGCUUGACGGGCGGGGCCGCGGAGCUCAUCAGGGACGUGUCGACAACGAACGCGAAUUACGUGGGUACAUGGAAAGCGUUGAGGACUCGGUACAAUAACCCGCGCUUAAUAGUCAACAAGCUACUUAGGUCAUUCAUGGAGAUUCCGAGUAUGAGAGUAGAGUCGGCGACUGCCAUGCGAGCGUUCGUGGAUGAAUCGCAGCGUAUUGUUCGGGCUUUGGAAAACUUACAAUUGCCAGUCAGGCACUGGGACGUGUGGCUAGUAUUUUUGCUGGCUGAUCGGUUGGAUGCGGAGUCACGAAAAUUGUGGGAGGCCGAGCUCAGCGCUAGAGAUUUGGAGGAUAGCGCAGACGGGAGCCCUGACGGGCCGGAUGCCCUUAAUUCUCAGCCGAAGUAUUCUGAUUUAGUUCGAUUUUUGGAAAAGAGAGCCCAGGCUCUUGGCAUGAUUUCGACGGAUAGAAAGGCGGAAAAGAGACCGGUGUCUGGCUCGGCACCGGCACAGGCUCGGAAAGUUUUUCACGCGGGCGCGACUCAGCAAUCUGCUUCUUCGAGGUGCCUCUUGUGCUCGGGAGCGCACCCACUGUGGAAGUGCACUAAAAUGAAGGAGAAGGCUCCGCAUGACCGAUACUCGACGGCGCGUCGGCUACAGGCCUGCUUUAAUUGCCUCGGGUCGCAUAAGGCUAACGCGUGCCCUUCUUCGGGGCGUUGUACCAGUUGCGGAGGCAAGCACCACUCGAUGCUUCACCUCAAGCCUCCAGGAAAAUCUGAACGGCAGAACUCGAGUGGUUCACAGCAGCAGGGAUCGGGCGGCGGUCAGGGCGUGGGGUCCAGGGUCGGCGCGGCUGCUGUAGCGUUGCAUGCGUCCGCGAUUGCGACGUUGAGUCGCGGAGUCCUUUUGGCUACUGCUCGAGUGACGGUGGUGGGUCCAGCUGGAGAUAGCACCGUCGUUUGCGCCCUUUUGGAUCAGGGCUCCGAGGCGUCCUUCGUAUCAGAGUCGGUCGUGCAGUUGUUAGGCCUUUCGAAGGAGCGUGUUUGUGUCGCUUUGAGCGGCCUGGGCACCAGUUCGGUGGGUAUUGCGCGUGCGACCACGGAACUUGUUUUGAAAUCAUCGACCGAUGAGGGCUUCGCGAUUCGGACAAGCGCGUUUGUCCUCCCUCGUCUCACUACGCAGCUCCCGGCAAAGAAUAUCACUGAUUUAGACUUGAGACGCUUCACCGGGUUUAAGCUCGCUGAUCCGGAAUUUUUCAUUUCAAAGAAAAUCGACCUCAUUCUGGGUGCCGAUGUUUAUGGGCAGUUGCUCCGACCGGGCUUGGAAAGAUUGGUUCCUUCACGGAUCGUCAUGCAAAAUACGGCAUUUGGAUGGAUUGUCUCGGGUGGGUUGCAUGAGGAGCGCUCACGGCGGGCGGAGCAAGCUGACUCUCGAGUGUAUGUACAGGCGCUGCACUGCGCUGCGUCGGAUGAGUUGGAACGGUCACUAAAGCGAUUUUGGGAGCUCGAGGACUUACCGGUGACGCAGGUUAAAAUGAAGCUCGAGGACGAGGCUUGCGAGAAAAUAUUCAAAGAGACGCAUGGGCGCGACGCGGAUGGAAGAUAUGUCGUGCGGCUGCCAUGGAAGGCAGAUUUACCGUCUGGAGCGGCUGAAACAAGGCGGAUGGCCGUUGGCUCCCUUUCUUCCAUGUACCGUCGGUUUGCGCGCGAUCCCCAAUUGGCGCAUAGUUAUCAACAAUUCAUGACGGAUUAUGAGCGACUGGGCCAUAUGACACGGGUUCCGGACUCUGAGGUGCGCGAGGAUAAAGCGUGGUAUUUGCCUCACCAUGCCGUGGUGCAGUCAACGACGGCUGAUUGGAAGCUGAGGGUAGUCUUCGACGCAUCGCGGCGAACUCGGGAUGGCCUUUGCCUUAACGGAUUUCUGCACACGGGUGCUCCACUCCAACGAGACCUCUCGCUAGUUUUACUCAAUUGGCGGCGUUAUUUGUACGUGUUUACCGCGGAUAUAGUUAAAAUGUUUCGACAGAUCCGCGUGAAGCCGGAGGACCAGGAUCGACAGAGAAUUGUGUGGGCGCCUAACCCGGACUCUGUCCCACGAGAUUACCGCUUAACUACGGUCACGUACGGCACGGCAUGCGCGCCCUUUUUGGCGAUACGAACUCUGUUACAAUUGACCGAGGAUGAGGGCUCGCGGUUUCCGCUGGGAGCGGCAUGUCUCAGCACUGAAACAUACGUCGACGACACGUUCGCCGGGGCCGAUGAACUGACGGACGCGCUGCAAAAAAGGAACGAGCUCGUUAAGCUGCUGGGUUGCGCCGGGAUAUCACUAGAUAAAUGGGCCGCAAAUCACCCAGAGCUUAUCCCUCCUCGACUAGCGCAGGAGGACGUAAAACAAAUCGACGAGGACCAGUCAGUAAAAACACUCGGCGUGCAUUGGAGUCCUGCUCACGAUCAAUUUAGAUUUAGUUGUAGAGACGUCGCAGAAUUGUCAGCUGCCUCCACGAAGCGGACGGUUCUCUCAAACAUUGCUCGACUAUUCGAUCCGCUUGGCUGGCUGUCCCCGGUGACAGUAGGAGCGAAAAUCUUAAUGCAGGAUCUGUGGAUUCAAAAAUGCGAUUGGGAUUCUCCUCUACCGGCGGAGAUUCGCGAGCGUUGGUACGAAUACUGCAAGUCAUUGGCCAAUCUGCCGUCGCUGGCAGUCGACAGAUGGUUGGGCGUUGCAGGUAAUUGCUCAUUACAAAUUCACGGAUUCUCUGACGCGUCAUCGCGGGCCUUCGCGGCCGCCGUAUAUCUGCGCGUGGAUGGAGGGGACCGACAUAUUAAGGUGUCACUGUUAGCCGCAAAGACGAAGGUCGCUCCGGUAAAGACCGUCAGUAUACCGAACUUAGAGCUUUGCGGCGCCGCUCUGCUUGUUAGGUUGAUUGGCCACUUGAUGAAACUGGACUUUCUUAAAACAGCUCCGGUCUUCGCUUGGUCCGACAGCCAGAUUGUGCUUAUGUGGCUGCGCAGGCACCCCUGUUCUUGGAAAACCUUUGUUGCAAAUAGGGUGUCGUUCAUCCAGACGGAGUUGCCCUCUGCAACUUGGAGGCACGUGCCGACAAAGGAAAAUCCGGCUGACUUGGCGACACGAGGAGCCGAUCCUAUAGAGUUGGCGGAGAAUGGGCAGUGGUGGCACGGGCCUCGAUGGCUCGCUGAGGCUCCGGAGCAGUGGCCGGAGGCAGCGGAAAGUCGCCGAGUCGCUCACGUUCGUCAGUUGCCGUCCGAGUCGGAUUUGUUGACGAGAUUUUCUUCGCUGACCCGUUUAAUUCGCGUAGUCGCAUACUGCAGGCGUCCAAUGCUCAUACUGCGUGGGCGUAAAAAGAAGAUGGAGCCAUUCCCACCGUUUCUUACGGCAUCCGAGUUGGCGGAUUCGCGUAAAAGUGUCAUCAAACUAUCACAGGAUAGUAGCUUCGCCGGAUCGGCUCCUCGUGUCGCCAAGUCAGCCGGAUUUUCCUUUGUCGGCACGUGCCUCCAAGUUGCAGAGGGCAACUCCGUCUGGAUGAACGACACCCUAUUUGCAACAAAGGUUUUCCAAGAACAGGGGUGCCUGCGCAGCCACAUAAGCACAAUCUGGCUGUCGGACCAAGCGAAGACCGGAGCUGUUUUAAGAAAGUCCAGUUUCAUCAAGUGGCCAAUCAACCUAACAAGCAGAGCGGCGCCGCAAAGCUCUAAGUUCGGUAUACUGACGGUCUUUACCGGAGCGACCUUCGUCUUUGCGGCUAACAGUGACNGGCACUGGGACGUGUGGCUAGUAUUUUUGCUGGCUGAUCGGUUGGAUGCGAAGUCACGAAAAUUGUGGGAGGCCAAGCUCAGCGCUAGAGAUUUGGAGGAUAGCGCAGACGGGAGCCCUGACGGGCCGGAUGCCCUUAAUUCUCAGCCGAAGUAUUCUGAUUUAGUUCGAUUUUUGGAAAAGAGAGCCCAGGCUCUUGGCAUGAUUUCGACGGAUAGAAAGGCGGAAAAGAGACCGGUGUCUGGCUCGGCACCGGCGCAGGCUCGGAAAGUUUUUCACGCGGGCGCGACUCAGCAAUCUGCUUCUUCGAGGUGCCUCUUGUGCUCGGGAGCGCACCCAAUGUGGAAGUGCACUAAAAUGAAGGAAAAGGCUCCGCAUGACCGAUACUCGACGGCGCGUUGGCUACAGGCCUGCUUUAAUUGCCUCGGGUCGCAUAAGGCUAACGCGUGCCCUUCUUCGGGGCGUUGUACCAGUUGCGGAGGCAAGCACCACUCGAUGCUUCACCUCAAGCCUCCAGGAAAAUCUGAACGGCAGAACUCGAGUGGUUCACAGCAGCAGGGAUCGGGCGGCAAUCAGGGCGUGGGGUCCAGGGUCGGCGCGGCUGCUGUAGCGCUGCAUGCGUCCGCGAUUGCGACGUUGAGUCGCGGAGUCCUUUUGGCUACUGCUCCAGUGACGGUGGUGGGCCCAGCUGGAGAUAGCACCGUU